Coccinella septempunctata (seven-spotted ladybird) is the source of this 1490-nucleotide messenger RNA. RefSeq names its product zinc finger Y-chromosomal protein-like. Gene Ontology annotation, biological process: regulation of transcription by RNA polymerase II. Lineage: Eukaryota; Metazoa; Arthropoda; Insecta; Coleoptera; Coccinellidae. The transcript has 2 exons. Gene Ontology annotation, molecular function: DNA-binding transcription factor activity, RNA polymerase II-specific; RNA polymerase II transcription regulatory region sequence-specific DNA binding. The record is from RefSeq and is a predicted model, not a curated record. The coding region runs from base 223 to 1305 and encodes 360 amino acids. Gene Ontology annotation, cellular component: nucleus.
AUGUCCUGUCCCAUGAUGGAAGAAAACUUCAUAUAGUAUAGUCCUAGUUUCCUAUUCUUCCGCAAGGUAUCACUCUCUCGAUACAGUGUUCUUCAUAAUUUGGUUCAUUCAACCAUAGAGUUCUGAAAAUUCUAUGGAACGUCCAUUCAAAUUUUCAAAAUACCAUUUUGUUAAUUCUCGACAUUUUGAAAAAAACGAGGCGAUCUUCUUAAAAACUGAAACAUGCUAUCUUUAAUUGAAUGUAAUUGGCUCGGAAACGAGAUUUGCGAAGAAGUAAAUUCGAUUAAAUCAGCGGAAAUUGAAAUAAUUGAUAAUGUUAAGGAUGAAAACCAAAGUUUAGAUACUACCAUCAAAUUUGAAACUAUUCGGGAAUCGUCCGAUUUUGCCAAUUCAGAAAAGGAAAACCAAGGACUUAAAGAAGAACAAGAUGGGCAUGAUAUCGAAUAUGAAUAUGUAGAUGAAACAGAUUCUACCCAGGAUGAUUCACGAAAAAAACUCGAAUUUAAAUAUGUCUCCAAUGGUGAGAUAGCUAUAAAACACGUAAGAUCGCACAAAGGUAAAUGUGGCUUAUGCGAUGGUAGCAAGAUUGUCAAAGCUUUUACUUGCGAAUUAUGCGACUAUGUCACUGUACGUAAAAGAGACCUCAAACGUCACAUGGAUGUAGUACACUACUUCAAAUCCACCAAAUACACCACCCAUAACUGCUCUUUCUGCGAUUUCAAAUCGACCAAAACCGUACUCGAACAACACGUCAAGAAGAUGCAUCCCAAAGAGAAAAGCAAUACCUGUAACCUAUGUAACUACCUCACCGGUCAAGAAAAUCUAAUGAAACUACAUCAAGCAGAGGCACAUUCAAACUACAAAUGUGACCUCUGCGAUCAUGUCACGGAUACCGAGAGCCACUUAAGGUACCACGUCAACUACCACCACUUAAAACUGAUGCUGUUCAUAUGCGAUACCUGUUGUUACUCGACACCCAAAAAGAAAUCCCUGAAAUUACACAUACAAGACGUCCAUCUGAAAGCGAAAAACCACCACUGUUCGUUCUGCGACUACAGCUGCACCAAAAACAAGUAUUUACGAUGUCACAUCGAGAACGUCCACAAAAAAUCAAACAGUUACGUAUGCCACAUAUGUGGCUCGACACUGAGCAGAAAAAACAACUUGAAUUUCCAUAUUAAGAGUAUACACUCGGAGUGUGCGGAAAAAACAUAUAGAUGCGAGGAAUGCGAAUACAGCACUUGGAAAAAGUCGGACCUGAAGAGACACGUAAAACUGAGACAUUUGAAGAUUAAACAUAAGUGAAUUGUUGGAUUUUUUUAAGUUGGUUCAAUAAAAUUGUUUGUUAGAGUUCGAAUAUAAUAUUUAUGUAAAAUAAUGUAUCAAAAUGGAUUGUCGACUGUUGUUUCGAGAUAAUCACGAUUAAAAGAUUGAUUUAUAUAGAUGUAUUAUGUGAAAAGUUAAUUAAAGAACACAGGAGUAAUAAAUUA